Messenger RNA from Panicum virgatum (switchgrass), 923 nucleotides. Its product is annotated as reticulon-like protein B9. The record is from RefSeq and is a predicted model, not a curated record. The transcript has 5 exons. Lineage: Eukaryota; Viridiplantae; Streptophyta; Magnoliopsida; Poales; Poaceae. The coding region runs from base 105 to 782 and encodes 225 amino acids.
UCCUCUCAUAUACAUGUCAGCCUAUAAGGACAACUGGAGAAGAGCUAUCGUGACCAGACGAAUUACUACCAAACGCCACAAGAAUUUCUCAGAACUCUGAAGUCAUGCCUCCUCAUGUUGAGAGCAGUUCUUCUGACGAUGAUGGACAGACAACAAGGCUAUUUCAUAGACGCGGAUCAGUGCAUAAGCUACUCGGUCGACGGAAAGUUGCGGACAUCCUGCUAUGGAGGGACAAAAACCUAUCUGCAGGGAUCCUCGCAGGGGCAACAUUGGUCUGGUUCCUGUUCGACGUAGUUGAUUACAAUGUAGUAACUCUCCUUUGUCACAUGGCACUCCUUGGGAUGCUUCUUCUCUUCAUUUGGUCGAAUGCCGCACCUCUCUUUGACAGUCUCGUGUUUUGCAGGCGGCCUCCACAGAUCCCAGAGGCCAUUGUUUCUGAAAAAGCAUUCAGAGAAAUUGCACAGACUGCCCAGUACAAACUGGCUCACUUUGUAUCAAUCCUAUACGACAUUGCAUGCGGGAAGGAUCUUAAGAAGUUUCUCAUGGUGAUUGGGUCUUUGUGGGUACUGGCAGUAGUUGGAGAUACUUGCAGCUUCACCACACUGUUAUAUGUUGGCUUUUUGUGUGCUCUUACUUUACCGCCAUUAUAUGAAAGAUACGAAACAGAAGUGGACCAUCUUGUAGCCAAAGGGGGUGAAGACCUCAAGAAAUUCUACGAGAAGGUUGACUCCAAUGUCCUCAACAAGAUACCAAGAGGCCCAGUCAAAACAAAAGUUCGCUAAGAUGUUCUUCGAAUUUCCCUAAGUUGUCAGGACACGCAAAUAGUCCCAUACUCCCAUAUAUAUAUGUAAAAAAUAGUAAGUUAGUAACCAGUUACUGGAUUUAACUUCAAAAUAAUUUAUGGUACGAAAUUGUGCAUGCUA